UGUUGCAAAGAGAGCUGAGCAGCGACGGGAGGUUUGCAACAGUGAAGCCAGUGUUUUAUUGAGUAAGAAACGGGGCCACUUCUUGGAGUAUCAUCCCUGAUCAGAUCAUCCCUCCUGAAGCAUGAACUUUUUCCUGUGGAAGGGUUUUGUUCUUUCCUUUCAUGACACUUUCAAUGGCUUCUGGUUUCUAAAGGCACCGCUUUAACUCCCGGCAGCAGCUUGGACUUUGUGACAUUUUGUUUUAAAGUUGGGCUCGGCAGUGGUGGACUCUCUGUCUGUCUUGUUUCAUGGACAUCACAACAUCGUGUUUUUCCUUUGUACAGUCCUGGAUUUACCCCAGCCUCCCGAACUGCGUCCGGAGCUGCCACCCCUCAGGAUUUCUUUGCUGACCUUCUGUGCGCGUGUGUUUCGGGCGAUGUGAUCCCAGAUCGUAUUCGCCGAAGAGAUGGUUUUGUGGUGAAAAACCGAAAAAACGUUCCGUUUCCCGUCUUGGUGAUGUUUAGAAUCUGAAAAAUUACCACUGACGUUUAUUUCAUUUCUUCCCACGACUCUUCAGAAAGUCACCGGAGACAUCGCUGCGCGCGUGUGAGAAAUUUAUUUUAAUUUAAGAAGCAGUGGGAGAGUAUUGAGGGGAGAGGAACAACAUCCAAGGAUGUAUCCACAAGGCAGGCAUCCCGCCCCUCAUCAACCAGGACAGCCAUUUAAGUUUACAGUGGUGGAGACAUGUGAUCGCAUCAAGGAGGAAUUUCAAUUCUUGCAGGCACAGUAUCACAGUCUGAAGCUGGAAUGUGAGAAGCUGGCCAGUGAAAAGACAGAAAUGCAACGGCACUACGUCAUGUACUAUGAAAUGUCCUAUGGCCUGAACAUUGAAAUGCACAAACAGGCAGAAAUUGUGAAGAGACUGAGCACAAUUUGUGCACAAAUUAUACCUUUCCUCUCUCAAGAGCAUCAGCAACAAGUAGUGCAGGCAAUAGAGCGUGCCAAGCAAGUCACCAUGGCCGAACUGAAUGCCAUCAUCGGGAAUCCUCACUUACAGCAGCAGCAGCUCCAGCACCUGUCUCACCACGCACCCCCGAUUCCGUUAACUCCACACCCAUCAGGACUGCAGGCUGCAGGAAUCCCUUCCAUCAGCGGUGGCUCGGGGCUCCUGACCCUGUCCAGUGCCCUCGGAGUUCAUGCCCAUCUCGCAAUGAAAGAGGAUAAGAAUCACCUGGACAUGGACCAUCAAAGAGGUACAGGGAUGAAGCUGGCAAUGUAG
This is a messenger RNA of Rhincodon typus (whale shark), 1258 nucleotides long. Its product is annotated as transducin-like enhancer protein 4. The coding region runs from base 653 to 1258 and encodes 201 amino acids. Gene Ontology annotation, biological process: regulation of DNA-templated transcription; negative regulation of canonical Wnt signaling pathway. NCBI's taxonomy places the organism in Eukaryota, Metazoa, Chordata, Chondrichthyes, Orectolobiformes, Rhincodontidae. The record is from RefSeq and is a predicted model, not a curated record. Gene Ontology annotation, molecular function: protein binding; transcription corepressor activity. Gene Ontology annotation, cellular component: nucleus; transcription regulator complex. The transcript has 7 exons.